Prorocentrum cordatum is the source of this 525-nucleotide messenger RNA. NCBI's taxonomy places the organism in Eukaryota, Dinophyceae, Prorocentrales, Prorocentraceae. The record is from the annotation of a GenBank genome assembly.
GUUAUCUACGAAAACGUCACGCGUCGGGGGAACAUUGGUGGCGUUACUAGCUUUAUGUACCACAUCACGGCUGGCAUCGUCCAGGGCUGCCCGGCUUCUGGGCUUCUCUUCAGUCUCGCUCUUGAUCCCUUUCUUCAAGACUUUCGCUCCGUGGUGGACGGCACGGGCCGUGGCCAUACGAGAGCUUGUGCCGACGACAUCGGCAUGGCGCUGAAGUGCAUCUCCGCAUUGAGUGAGAUCUCGGCGGUUUUUCGGAAGGCUCAGAGACUGGCGCACCUGAAGCUCAAGAUCCCGAAGUGCCACAUUGUCCCGCUUAUAGAUUCGGCAUCUCCUGAAGUCAUUCACCAGUAUCGCCUCUGGCUUGGCACUCACCUUCCGGGUUGGACCUCCAUGGGAAUCUCGGGCAAACUCAAGUACCUUGGGAUGUUUCUAGGACCUGAUGUCGAAUGGGACUCGUGGCACGCCCCGCUCAGUAAGUACCAGUCUCGUUGUGCCUUGAUAGCUGCUGGUGGCUCUGCGACAGAG